AUGGAGGUUCCGCGCCUGGCGCACACCAUGAGCAGCCCCACUAGCCCCUGCGAAGAGGUGAUCAAGAACCUGAGCCUGGAAGCAAUUCAGCUCUGCGAUAGGGACGGGAAUAAAUCACAAGAUAGUGGGAUUGCAGAGAUGGAGGAGCUUCCAGUCCCACACAACAUCAAAAUAAGCAACAUCACAUGUGAUUCCUUCAAGAUUUCUUGGGAGAUGGAUUCUAAAUCCAAGGACCGCAUUACUCAUUACUUCAUCGAUCUCAACAAGAAAGAAAACAAGAAUUCCAACAAAUUUAAACACAAGGAUGUACCCACUAAAUUGGUGGCCAAAGCUGUACCUUUGCCCAUGACUGUCCGCGGGCAUUGGUUCUUAAGCCCGAGAACAGAAUACACUGUAGCAGUGCAGACAGCAUCAAAGCAAGUUGAUGGCGAUUACGUUGUUUCUGAGUGGAGUGAAAUCAUCGAGUUUUGCACAGCAGAUUAUUCAAAAGUUCACCUAACACAGCUAUUAGAAAAAGCUGAAGUGAUUGCAGGCCGUAUGCUUAAACUGUCUGUUUUUUAUCGGAAUCAGCACAAAGAAUACUUUGAUUAUACCAGAGAGCAUCAUGGGAAUGCUAUGCAGCCCUCUGUUAAGGAUAACAGUGGCAGCCAUGGCUCUCCAAUCAGUGGGAAGCUGGAAGGCAUCUUCUUUAGCUGCAACACUGAGUUCAACACUGGGAAACCACCACAAGAUUCACCCUAUGGAAGAUACAGGUUUGAGAUUGCAGCAGAGAAACUCUUCAACCCAAAUACUAACUUGUACUUUGGAGACUUCUACUGCAUGUACACAGCCUACCACUAUGUCAUUCUUGUUAUUGCCCCUGUUGGAUCACCAGGAGAUGAAUUCUGUAAGCAGCGCCUUCCUCAACUAAAUAUAAAAGAUAAUAAAUUUCUGACCUGUGAUGAAGAAGGGGGUGUCAUGGUUUACCAUCAUGCCCAGGAUGUUAUUUUGGAAGUAAUUUACACUGAUCCUGUGGAUCUCUCCCUUGGCACAGUUGCAGAAAUUACCGGUCACCAACUAAUGAGCUUGUCUACUGCAAAUGCAAAGAAAGAUCCCAGCUGCAAGACCUGCAAUAUCAGUGUUGGACGUUAA
Calypte anna (Anna's hummingbird) is the source of this 1131-nucleotide messenger RNA. It is a transcript of the gene PHYHIPL, whose product is annotated as phytanoyl-CoA 2-hydroxylase interacting protein like. Gene Ontology annotation, molecular function: protein binding. Gene Ontology annotation, cellular component: cytoplasm. The coding region runs from base 1 to 1131 and encodes 376 amino acids. The record is from RefSeq and is a predicted model, not a curated record. Lineage: Eukaryota; Metazoa; Chordata; Aves; Apodiformes; Trochilidae. The transcript is spliced from 5 exons.